CAGUAUGAUCAUCCCCACAAAACCCUCAACUCUGUCCAAAGCCCUCUUCUCAAAGCCAGAUGGUACCCCUUUUCCCUGUCUUUGUCGUUUCCCAAUUCCUUCUCAUCUACUACUACUUCUUCCGGCUGCAGCUGCGGGGGCCGCCUUGUAUCUGCUAUGGCAAUGGGCGGUGGUGGUACUAGUAGUAGUACUAAAAAAGAGCAGCAGCAGCAGAAGAAAGCGGAAGCAGAGGAGGAGGAGGAAGUGGAGGAGGAGUUGCCCUGGAUAGAGGAGAAGGCAUUGGACUUGGUCGAGUACGGCCCUGUUACCCAAGCCCUGCCCGGGCCUAGAGUUGGGCAGAGCUCCUUGCCAUGGGUUUUGGCUGUUCCCUUGGCUUAUUUGGGGAUCACCUUUGUCUUUGCUUUCGUUAGAACUGUUUGGAAGUUCAAUUCCACCAGAGGAAAACGUCAUCAAUUGGUAAAUAAAAAUGCUGCCCUAUGCAAGUCAAUAAAUGAGCAAUUUGAUAAGGGAAAAAAUCAAGUCGAGCAAUAAGCUUUGAAGGGUCUGAUGCAGAAGACAGGUUUUGACAUGGAGGAAAUUCUGUGAAAAUAUAUUCGUUAUGUGUUGAAUGUGAUGCCAUUCAACCCAGAUUUGGUAGCAAAUUUGAUUCAACUGAGGAAAGCAUUAGGAUUGGAUGAUGCUCAAGUAGCUGGAAUUCUCAAUGAGAUCUCAAGACAGAUCGUAAAAGAGAAAGGUCCUGCUGUGAUGGAUUUGUCAGGAUAUUCGGAGAAGGGUUUCAAGAGAAAACUUGAAGUACAAGCUCUGUUUGGGAAGGUCUAUCCUAGUUACCAAUGUCAUCCUUCUUGUCUUGAAGUUCACAUGGAUCUCUUUUCUGUUUGCUGCCUGAGUUCAAGGGAUAGCUCGAUAACUGUCAAAGAAAUAUUUGGAGUUGCUGAUGAGGAUGCAGAAAAUAUCAGGUUACACACAGUUUCAGAAGCUGGGGAUCUGGAUUCACUGGAGAAAAUGAUUGAUUGGUCAGAAUCUGAAAAUUCUCCAGAUGAAUCAUCCAAUGCUUCGUGA
Molecule: messenger RNA, 1059 nt
Organism: Coffea eugenioides
Lineage: Eukaryota; Viridiplantae; Streptophyta; Magnoliopsida; Gentianales; Rubiaceae
Cellular component (GO): chloroplast envelope; chloroplast thylakoid membrane
Source: RefSeq, a predicted model, not a curated record